Rattus norvegicus (Norway rat) is the source of this 2002-nucleotide messenger RNA. RefSeq names its product cleavage stimulation factor subunit 3 (gene Cstf3). The record is from RefSeq and is marked provisional. Gene Ontology annotation, cellular component: nucleoplasm; nucleus; mRNA cleavage stimulating factor complex. The transcript has 17 exons. Gene Ontology annotation, biological process: regulation of mRNA 3'-end processing; RNA processing; mRNA 3'-end processing. NCBI's taxonomy places the organism in Eukaryota, Metazoa, Chordata, Mammalia, Rodentia, Muridae. Bases 138 to 1910 code for a protein of 590 amino acids.
GGCGAUUUUUGCGGCGGCUCUGGCUCCGAGGGACAAGGGGUAGCGUUACUGGUUUUGGUGGGGUUGUUUUUAGUUUAAAAUUUUCCUUUCUAGCUUCCCAUUGCCGGCCCGUGUGUACGUUGUAAUCCUCUGAGGCCAUGUCAGGAGACGCAGCCGCGGAGCAGGCAGCUGAAUAUGUCCCAGAGAAGGUGAAGAAAGCGGAAAAGAAAUUAGAAGAAAAUCCAUAUGACCUUGAUGCUUGGAGCAUUCUCAUUCGAGAGGCACAGAAUCAACCUAUAGACAAAGCACGGAAGACUUACGAACGCCUUGUUGCCCAGUUCCCCAGUUCUGGCAGAUUCUGGAAACUGUACAUUGAAGCAGAGAUUAAAGCUAAAAAUUAUGACAAGGUUGAAAAGCUAUUUCAAAGAUGCCUUAUGAAGGUUUUGCACAUUGAUUUAUGGAAGUGUUAUCUUUCAUACGUCAGAGAAACCAAGGGUAAACUGCCAAGUUACAAAGAAAAAAUGGCUCAAGCUUAUGACUUUGCACUGGAUAAAAUUGGAAUGGAAAUUAUGUCCUAUCAGAUUUGGGUGGAUUACAUCAAUUUCUUAAAAGGCGUGGAAGCUGUAGGAUCUUAUGCAGAAAAUCAGAGAAUAACUGCUGUCCGAAGAGUUUAUCAACGAGGUUGUGUUAAUCCAAUGAUCAACAUUGAACAACUCUGGAGAGACUACAACAAGUAUGAAGAGGGUAUCAAUAUUCAUUUAGCUAAAAAGAUGAUUGAAGAUCGAAGUAGAGACUACAUGAAUGCUAGACGUGUAGCAAAGGAAUACGAGACAGUGAUGAAAGGUUUGGACCGCAAUGCCCCUUCAGUGCCCCCUCAGAAUACCCCUCAAGAAGCUCAGCAAGUAGACAUGUGGAAGAAGUACAUCCAGUGGGAGAAGAGCAACCCCCUGCGUACCGAGGACCAGACCCUCAUAACAAAGCGAGUUAUGUUUGCCUAUGAACAGUGCCUACUUGUGCUGGGCCAUCACCCUGAUAUCUGGUAUGAAGCUGCCCAGUAUCUGGAACAGUCGAGUAAGCUGCUCGCAGAAAAGGGGGAUAUGAACAAUGCCAAAUUAUUUAGUGAUGAAGCUGCUAAUAUAUAUGAACGAGCCAUCAGCACUUUAUUAAAGAAGAACAUGCUCCUUUACUUUGCAUAUGCAGAUUAUGAAGAGAGUCGCAUGAAGUACGAGAAAGUUCACAGUAUAUAUAACAGACUGCUGGCAAUUGAGGACAUUGACCCCACCUUGGUAUAUAUCCAAUAUAUGAAAUUUGCAAGGAGAGCAGAAGGUAUCAAAUCUGGAAGAAUGAUAUUUAAAAAGGCAAGAGAGGAUGCGAGAACCCGUCAUCACGUCUAUGUGACCGCAGCGCUCAUGGAGUAUUACUGCAGUAAGGACAAAUCUGUUGCCUUUAAGAUUUUUGAAUUGGGACUAAAGAAAUAUGGAGAUAUUCCAGAGUAUGUUUUGGCUUAUAUUGACUAUCUCUCUCACCUCAAUGAGGACAAUAACACCCGAGUUCUGUUUGAAAGAGUCUUGACGUCUGGAAGCCUUCCUCCCGAGAAGUCCGGAGAAAUCUGGGCUCGGUUUCUAGCUUUUGAAAGCAACAUUGGUGAUUUAGCUAGUAUUCUCAAAGUGGAGAAAAGACGCUUUACAGCGUUCAGAGAAGAGUAUGAAGGCAAAGAAACAGCUUUAUUGGUAGACAGAUACAAGUUUAUGGAUUUAUACCCUUGUUCUGCAAGUGAACUCAAAGCACUGGGCUACAAGGUAUGUACUCAGCAGCAAGAUGGCCGCAGUGUUCCCCUUCCCCUACGGUUUCAGGAGUCCAUGCACUGCACAGUUUUCAUUCUACGGUCAAUUCUUUACUCUGUUGCUACUAAGACAAAAAUAUUUCAUUGACUUUAUUUAUUUUGUUGUUGUUUAUGGAAAUCACAAGUAACAAAAAAAUGGAAAUUAAACAUUUGAGAGCAAAUAAAUGCUUCCAUUGUGUG